Messenger RNA from Salvia miltiorrhiza (redroot sage), 492 nucleotides. RefSeq lists its product as uncharacterized. NCBI's taxonomy places the organism in Eukaryota, Viridiplantae, Streptophyta, Magnoliopsida, Lamiales, Lamiaceae. The record is from RefSeq and is a predicted model, not a curated record. The transcript has a single exon. The coding region runs from base 1 to 492 and encodes 163 amino acids.
AUGGAUAUUCAUUGCGUUCUUGUUGCUGCCUGGAAUGAGAAUUUCAGCUCGCAAGUUCUUUCUUUCUGGAAGGCAGGAAUCAUCAAUUUACUUUGGAAGAUAUGGGAUUGCCGCAACAAUAUCAUCUUCAAGGAGAUGAAUUUUCAUCAACGGAUCGUUACGGGAUUUCUUAAAGUUAUGUUUAAGGAAAUGGAUUUGAACUUUUCAAAGCUCGGCAACACAAACAACUCUUGGUCGGAUUAUCUUGCUAUGCGUAGUAUUGGUAUGGCGACAAGGGCGGCUCCUCCUCCCACCAUGAUUGAGGUUCACUGGUGGCCGCCCGUAGGACAAUGGAUAAAAGUAAAUACUGAUGGUUCGGCGUUGGGAGCGCCGGGAAAUAUCGCAGCUGGUGGCGUCUAUCGCAAUAAUUGGGAUUGGGUCCGCGGCUGCUUCCACUACAAAUGUGGUGUUGGCUUUGCCUUUAAAGCGGAGCUCUUGGCGGUUGAUCACUAA